This is a messenger RNA of Arabis nemorensis, 549 nucleotides long. NCBI's taxonomy places the organism in Eukaryota, Viridiplantae, Streptophyta, Magnoliopsida, Brassicales, Brassicaceae. The record is from the annotation of a GenBank genome assembly.
AUGGCUGCUUGUUUUCGUUCGAUAGCUUCUCUUACUCAUUCUCCACGAGAUGUUUCACGCUCUGGCAUUGUCUUAUCUUCAUGCUCUGUUCUUCCCAUCACACACUCCUCCUCCUUCACUGGCUCGCCCGUUAUCCUCCCGCGGGUCCAGCCCUCCUCCCGAACAACUCUAAGACCGCGGAAGCUCGUCCCAAUCACUAUGAUGGUAAAGCCGACGCUCCAAUUCAUCCAAGGGACGGAUGAGAUGACGAUUCCUGAUGUCAAGCUGACUCGGUCAAGGGACGGAUCUAACGGAAUGGCACUCUUCUCUUUCGACCAGCCAUCGGUCUUUGACUCUAGUGGUGAGGUCGGGGAGAUAACGGGGUUGUACAUGAUCGACGAGGAAGGUGUGAUUCAGUCGACGGAUGUGAACGCAAGAUUCGUGAAUGGGAAACCGGAAGGGAUUGUGGCCAAGCACGUGAUGCGGACGCCGAAAGAAUGGGACAGGUUCAUGAGGUUUAUGGAACGGUACUCAAACCAGAACGGCUUGCAGUUUGUUAAGAAGCAAUGA